Molecule: messenger RNA, 2444 nt
Organism: Prorocentrum cordatum
Lineage: Eukaryota; Dinophyceae; Prorocentrales; Prorocentraceae
Source: the annotation of a GenBank genome assembly
AGGGAUGCGGCCCAGGCCCCCGCGCCCCGCCACCGCGGCGCUGCUGCUCCUUGGGCCAUGGCUCGCGCCCCGGUCGCCAGCGGCAGUGCAGCCGCGGGCGCGGCAGCAGCGGGCAUCGGCGGCGCCCGGGCGGCCGCUCCGGGCGCGCCGCAUGCGGCCCGAGCAGCGCAGCGGGGACCGGAGGAUUGGCGCGCCAGCGCGCAGCAGCUCGGCGAGCAGCUGGAUGCCGGCACUGCGACAAAGAAGGCCUACAUGCAAGCGCUCAAGUCUCUGGCCGGAGAUCUUGAUCAGCAGACUAGCGCGGAGGAGACGGCCGAGCGCUACCGCUGCUUCCGGGGGCUGCGCGAGCGCGUCGUCGCCGCCUUCGCGGCCGAGCGCGGCAGCCCCGACAUCUCGCUGUUGUACCUGCGCCUGGCUGCGCGCGCUGGCGAUCCGGACACCGCGCUCGAGCUGCUCCGGGACAUCAAGCGGCCUAAGCUCCGCGACUUCCUGCCGAUCUUGCUAGCCUACGCCAGCCAGGGCGCGCACGAGAAGGCCGAGGUGUUCUACAGAGAGCAUCUGCGCCCCCUCCGCGCCCGCGAGAGCGCCGACGGCAUGCAGUGCCUGGACAGCAACCUCGAGCACCGGCUGGGCUGGGAGAGGGUCUUCGCGGCGCGGCUCGCGGCGUGGUCUGGGGCCGCCCUGCGGCAGAGCGCAGCUGGUGCCAGCGACGCCACUGGUUCUUCCAGCGGACGCAUCGGGUCGCUGCAGGAUAUCCUGAAGGACGUGACCGAGGUGUUCGUUUGGAUCACGCGCGGCGACGCCCUGGAGGCGGCCCUGCGCGAGGCCUGCGGCGCGGCCGGGUGGCGAGUCGCUGAGGAUGCACCCGACGAGACAGGCUUAUUCUCUGCCAGUGGGACGCGCUUGCGGACUGCGUUGGCGAAGGAUGAGUUGGACCAGGUCGAAGCCGACAUCGACGACCUUGUAGCAGCGGACAUCAAGGCACUGCGGGCCUCCGGCGUGAAGCCCGUCUCCAAGAUCGCCGUCACGUCAGAGGAGCUGCAAGAACUGGAACUUGCCUGGCCCAGCUUCAAGAAGCAGGUCGCGGACCUGGAGGGAGACUACCAAGCGGUGAUAGACGGGGCCAACGUGGGCCAGCAGAUGCAGAAUUGGGAUGGUGGUUGCUUCCAGUGGCGCGCCAUCGACGCAGUCCUGGAAGCUCACCAGAAAGCCGGCCGACGUGCGAUGGUCGUGUUGCGCAACCGCUGGAGGUUCGCCGAGACGAGCCAGCUAUCUAGGGACAUGCCGCAGGAGAGCGCCUCGAUCAAGCGCCGGCGCGCUGGCGAGGCAGAGGCGCCUGCUGCCGCCACGGACGCCUCCAAUUACAUCCCGGUGGAUCAGCGGACGGAGGUCGAGCUAGCAAAACGAUGGCGAGAGAAUGGACAGAUUAUGGUUGCACCAAGAGGCAUCAACGACGACAACGUUGCUAUGUUAAUCGCGGUUGUUAUGUGCAGAAGAGGAGUUCCAGACGUUCAGCUUGUUACAAACGACUUCUUAAGAGAUCACAAGCGGAAGGCUGACCAGUCGAGGCCUUUGAGGUUGUGGUUGGAUCGACAUGUAUCCCGCUACACUUUAAAAUAUGUUUCGCCAGAUGGCGAGGAGCGUUAUUUGAGAGAAGAAGCGGAGGCAGACGUUCUCAACGGUGCCGAGGCUGUGCCUGAAAGGCUAUUGAAGCCUGGCGAGCUCGAGGGCGUCAACCUGCUGCACAAGGUCCGGCUCUUCCCCCCGCUGAGGUACAUCGCGCCCGCGCAGGGCCACGCGGCGCCGGUCGCGUGGCACUUCCCGUUGGGAUCGGACUGGAUCUUCCCCAGGGGCCAGCACGGAGCGAUCGUGGAGCCGCCCACGUCGAAGAUGGCCGCCGCGCCACGGACGAAGCCCAAGGGGUCUGCCGCCAAGAGGCAAGUUUCAGAGGUGGGUGCUGAAGAACGUGAGUUUACCAACGUCGAUUCCAUAGCAGAGGCUCGGGCCCGCUUUGAGCGGAUCCGCCCGACUUAUCUCGUUGCGUGGGCACCUGAUGGUAAACCCGUUUAGCGGUGUUCGGGCGCGAACAAAUCAAAGUGCCGACGGUCUGGGACGAAAAGGCACGUAGGCAUGCAGGGUUCGGGAUUGUGGCUGAACGCGUUGGUUCGCGUCCACGUGGAUUCGAACACGAUUCUUGCGUUUAGUUCCUCCGUCGUGCAGCCGCGGUUCGGCCGGGUGCGGCCCAGGCGCGGCGGUUGCCUCUGCUCAGCGCUCCGUUGCGAGUCCGCUGCCGACGCAGAGUUAGGGAGACCUGGGCGCGGCAGCAACCGCUGCACCAAGAGGGGGGGGGAUCCGUGCUCUUGGGCGCGGCAGUCGUGCACGGCAUCGCAGCCGCAGGCGAUGGCGAGCAGGGCGCACCGAUUGCAUUACCAUGCGGAGUUGCA